AAAGCAUAGUGCGGAUUUGGUAUUACAUCAGUGUGUUGUUGACCUUCGCAAGUGCCAAACCUGCGCUUAUCUCUGCCUACCCACCACAUCAGCAGUCUAGUCGUCAAUGACCUUUGUCUCUCUGCAUACAUAUUAUGAGCCUCUACUGUGAUGAUAUUGCAGACACAAUGAAUUCAACAGACAAACGUCGUCUCUUUCUUCCCCUCGGGGACGACGAAGAAGACCCCAACCAGGAAUGUCCCUCGCAAGAUCCGACCAUCUGUGCUGCGAGGGGCAAGAGCAAACUUGCCCACGGUGCAGGUUUGAGCACGCCUGACACGGCAAAUUUAGCUCUUACAAGUCCGGAGUUGGAGGGGAUCAUCAUUUCGGGUUCUCACACGUUUCUUGUCAGCAACGGGCCAGGACUGACACCCUCUGCCUGCGGACUGAACGGCAACAGUGACAUCGAGCAACAAAUGCGUUACUGCCAAGAAUUUCUCGAGGCUUUGCAACCGCGCAGUACAGAAGUCUCUAGCGUCUGCGACGGAAAAAGUCUUCAGUCAAUUAGUGCAGGAAACACUGCAACUAGUGCACAGAGGCACAGCAGCGAGAGUACUGUGAUGUCUGGAGAAGGAAACGUCGCCUACAAUUUCAACGACAAUUUUCAAGACGAGAGUGACAGUGGUGAAGACGAGAUUACAGGACAGUCGACAUCGACUUCUACGGGAUUGCAGUCAUCAUGGGUGACGUGGAAAGCCACGCCCACGUCGCAGGGGAAUCCCCGUUCGCUCAAAUGGGACAAGCGCAACCCGCCGAAGUUCGACUCGGCAACCGUCGCUACGAUGAGUCCUCAAGAACGAGCCUCGUAUCGGGCGGCGAGAAAACGAGCGAGAAACCGACAGGCCGCGUCUCGUUGUCGCGAGAAGAAACUGAAGCGUCAGAGCGAACUGGAAGAUGUCGUCCAGAGUCUAACGGAUCAAAACACGAGUCUCCACACGCAAGUCUACGCGUUGCGCGAAGAGGUCUGCAGACUGAAAGACGAGAUCGUGAAGCACGCACAGUCUGGCUGCCGCACAAUCAUUCUGGAGUCAUCACUGCUCACUGUCCAAAGAAUUCAACACGAAACCAACAAUUACUGACAUCCACACAAACGAAAAAAGAAGACACUCAAAACAGUAAAGUGAAAUUUUAUUCCUUCUGGUAAUUAGAGUUUGAGCUUUUUGUAAUUAGGAACUCCCAUACAGUAAUCAUCAUAUGGAGCCUUUGCAGCUCCCUUGUAUUCUAGAGCACGUAUUUAGGUGUACUAACAAAUACUAACACACAUUGUAUGUAUGACAUAAAAAUAAAUGCUAGUUUUAGUGUGA
This is a messenger RNA of Corticium candelabrum, 1343 nucleotides long. RefSeq names its product transcription factor Jun-like. NCBI's taxonomy places the organism in Eukaryota, Metazoa, Porifera, Homoscleromorpha, Homosclerophorida, Plakinidae. The transcript has a single exon. The coding region runs from base 135 to 1118 and encodes 327 amino acids. Gene Ontology annotation, cellular component: transcription regulator complex. The record is from RefSeq and is a predicted model, not a curated record. Gene Ontology annotation, biological process: regulation of cell population proliferation; regulation of transcription by RNA polymerase II; regulation of cell cycle. Gene Ontology annotation, molecular function: DNA-binding transcription factor activity, RNA polymerase II-specific; transcription factor binding; RNA polymerase II cis-regulatory region sequence-specific DNA binding.